AUGGACGGCCAAUUUCCAGUCCUGUUUCUCUCUUGCUCACAUUGCACACGUGAGCAUUCCGACGCUUAUGCGAUGGCAUCAGUGCAGCCUGCUCCGUUGGAGCAAGUCCUUCACCAACUCGUCAAUAACCUGGCCGAACUGACCAGAAUCCUGUCUGGUCAGGAAAGUUCUGAACACGCACAGAACAAGCAACUGGUCGCACAGAAUUCUCCAGAAACUGAGAGCGAUGUGGAAAUGUCCACACAAUUACCACUCGAAGUGGAAACAAUUUUGUGUGUAACGCCAGUCGCCGGCUCUGACCUAACAGAAGCAGUCGUUCCAGUAGAAGGCUCAACAGACGCAACACGAGGUGUCCAUGAGAAUACUACAGCAUCUGAACCGCCGCUAGAGAUCGCGCCACUGCAAUGUGGAGCGCCAGCUACCAAUCCUGAUAUCUCGACAGAGGCUGUUCCAGCGAAUGUCUCAACUGACACACCGCCAGAUACUUCUAAGAAUACCGCAACGCCUGCGCCACCACAGCUCGAUGAUUCUUACCCCCCCGAAGAUGUCGUUACAGUAACGGGCGCUCCAUCAGAAGUCUCUAGGAGUCCUAUAGUGUCUGAGCUACCACAACCCGAUGCUAUAGUUCGCUUACCAAGAGAUCUGGAUGAGUGGUUCGUCAGCCCUCUUCCUACCGGCAUUCGCAUAAAGAUAUUUCAAGCUGCCGGUACUUCAUUUCUCAUGAGUCAUCCUUUGUUUGGUUUCAUAACAUUGAAGCUGAACUUAGAGAAUGAACAGUAUUUUGAAAUUGCAUAUACACAAUACACGUACUACGUCAGAACCAAGUUCCAGUUGGUCGAACUUCCAGCCCUAGAAGGAAAAGAUGCGCACCCGUCUGACAGCGACUACACUCAUCAACAGGCUCGACAAGUUGGGCCUGGUUCGUUGACGGCCAUGUUAGCGGCGAGCGUUCUUGGAGGAGCAGGAGGUUCUGGGAUAGAUCUACUCUUUUCCAUCUUCAGACGGAUCAACUCGGUCCCACUGGCAAAGUAUUCGACAUUGAGACAGACGCGGACCACGGUCAACGGGAAGUGGAGAGACAUUAUGUCGGAUGAACGGAGAUCUACGGUCCUUGAAAGGAGAUCAACCGUGGUGACUACUCUGGACGAGAUUUCGACAGGUUCAAAGUACACAACCGUCAUACUAGCUGAUGACAAACCUUCUGGAAUUUGCCAUCAUUUGCUCAUUAUUUUCACAAUAAUGGGUACCUGGGAGCAGCGCUGGCAUGAGAUAUUGGAUGUCAUUGAAGUUGAAACGUCCAUACAGAUGCAUGAGAUCCAGGACACGCAUCGGCUGGACGAAUUGAUCUUGCCUCGAAUUCUCUGGAAGAAAGAGCGUCCAACUUCGGAGCAAAUCACAGGCACUUCCUCGAAGCAGUAUUCUCUGCUACUCAAAUCAUACGUGACGACGAAUUGA
Messenger RNA from Colletotrichum lupini, 1455 nucleotides. RefSeq lists its product as uncharacterized. The transcript is spliced from 6 exons. The coding region runs from base 1 to 1455 and encodes 484 amino acids. Lineage: Eukaryota; Fungi; Ascomycota; Sordariomycetes; Glomerellales; Glomerellaceae. The record is from RefSeq and is a predicted model, not a curated record.